Molecule: messenger RNA, 882 nt
Organism: Drosophila innubila
Lineage: Eukaryota; Metazoa; Arthropoda; Insecta; Diptera; Drosophilidae
Product: transmembrane protein 208
Exons: 4
Coding region: 116-637 (173 amino acids)
Biological process (GO): vacuolar protein processing
Cellular component (GO): intracellular membrane-bounded organelle
Source: RefSeq, a predicted model, not a curated record
AACAUUUUUUCUGUGCCAGGUGGCAACGUCCGAACGCUUUGAUACAACUCUAAGUUGCCACGUCUUUUUCCUGGACGUGUUUUUGAUAAAUAAAUAAUAGUAAUAAUUAAUAAAAAUGGCUCCACAACAAAAAGGUAAACAGGCCACGAAGGGCGCUAAACAAAUCGUGGAGGAGAACAAGACAACAUUAGCAUUUUAUAGGAACAUGUCGAUUGGAUGCGCUGCACCUGCCGUCCUUUUAAGUUUUUUGCUGUUUGAGAUCACAAAACUCACAGUGUUCAUGCUGGCCGUAUCGCUUCUUAUCUUAGGAGCCGCUUACCAAUUUAUGGUAUUCAUGUCCCGUGCUAAAUACUCGGAGAGCGGGGCUCUUCUUGACUCUGGAAAUGACUUAAAUAUGGAAGGAGGCAUUGCGGAAAAUGUCAAGGAUCUUAUCAUUCUUACAUCUGGCACACUGUUGAUGGCCUUAAUUUCGAAUUACUUCUGGCUAGUACUAUUGCUGGCUCCGAUUCGCGCGGUGUGGAUGCUCUGGGGCACUAUUAUACAGCCCUGGCUGUCGCAGAAAAAUUCCAAUGAGGAGCCCGAACUGGAUGAAAAGAAACAACGAAAAUUGGACCGCAAAAUGCGUCGAAUCAGAUAAAAUGAUGGAAGUGAAAGGCAUUCAUUCGCCGGGCAUAGGUUGUAGUCAUUAACCUUUGGUUUAAGCUGCAUUCAUUACAUACUCGCACGAGGCUGCUUUAUAUGCUUACACCUAAUAUUAAUAUGAGAUUUUUAAGCUUAGAUAGCUUGGUCAUUAGGAGACCAACGCAAAGAUGUGACGCGGGUAUUUAAAUUGGUUUGUUUUCCACAAUAAAACCGAGACAAUUGUCUCUAGUCAAAGAAAAA